AUUAUAAUUUGUAUAAAGAAAGUUUCAACAUGAAAUUUAUUGCCAGCCUUGUGUUGGUUUUGGCCCUUGUGGCAAAUAAUGCAAGUGCACGAAGCUUGUUGGGCGAGCUUGGACAAGAUUUUGGCAACUUUGGCAAUCAAAUUGGACAGGCGGCUUCACAGUUUGGCAAUGAUAUCGGACAAGCAGCCAACAGCCUUGGCAAUGAACUUUCCAACGAUGGUGAGGCUAUUGGAUCAGCUGCCGCUGAUGCUGGAGAGAGUGUUGCUUCCGAUGCCACCAAAGCUGCAGACACCAUAGCUUCAAAUGCCACUAAAGUCUACCACGAUGUGGGUUCAGCUGCCACCAAGGCGGGACAAAGUAUCGCUUCGUCUGCUGUGAGUGCUGCCAACAAUGUUGCUUCGUCUGCUGUUAGUGCUGCCAACAAUGUUGCUUCCGAUGCCACCAAUGUGUAUCACGAUGUGGGCUCAGCUGCCACCAAGGCUGGCGAGAGUGUUGCCUCAUCUGCCGUCAGUGCUGCCGAUAACGUUGCCUCAUCUGCCGUGAAUGUGUAUCACGAUGUUGCCUCAUCUGCCACCAAGGCUGCGGAUACCAUUGCAGCAAAUGCCACCAAAGUGUACCACGAUGUUGCCUCGGCUGCCACCAAUGCUGGCGAGAGCAUUGCUUCGUCUGCUGUGAGUGCUGCCAAUAAUAUCGCCAAUGCUGCCACCAACAUUUGGAACUCGAUAGCAAACGAUGCUACCAAUGCUGCUGAUAAUGUUGCUUCAGACGCUACGAAAGUUUACAACAAUGUUGCCUCGGCUGCCGUGAGUGCUGCGGAUACAAUUGCUGCAAAUGCCACCAAAGUUUAUAACAAUGUUGCUUCCGCUGCCACCAAUGCUGGUGAAACAGUCGCCUCUGAUGCCACCAAUGCUGCCGAUAACAUCGCCUCUGCUGCUGUUAGUGAUGCAGAUAAGGUUGCAUCAGAUGCUACCAAUGUUUACCACGCUGUGGGUUCGGCUGCCACCAAUGCUGGUGAGAGUAUUGCCUCAUCGGCCGUCAGUGCUGCCGAUAAUGUUGCCUCGGCUUCUGUGAGUGCUGCCGAUAAUGUUGCCUCAGCAGCCGUCAGUGAUGCUAACAACGUGGCUUCAUCGGCCGUCAGUGCUGCCGACAACGUUGCCUCUUCCUCCGUCAGUGCUGCCGAUAAGAUUGCUUCUGCCUCCGUCAGUGCUGCCGAUAAGGUUGCCUCCUCUGCUGUCAGUGCUGCCGAUAAAGUUGCUUCAUCUGCCGUGAGUGCUGCCAAUAAAGUUGCAUCGUCCGCUGUGAGUGCUGCCAACAAUGUUGCCUCUUCUGCCGUCAGUGCUGCCAACAACGUUGCUUCAGCUGCGGCUUCUGAUGCCUCCUCCGAUGCUUCAAGUGUUGCCAGCAGUGUUGACUCGGCUGCCGCCAAUGUUGCCAGCAGCAUCGACUCUGCUGCCUCCAGUGUGGACAAAGCAGUUGCUUCCGAUGCCUCCAGUGUGGCCAGCACUGUGGCCAAGGAUGCAACAACUGCAGCUGGCGGCAUUGUCGUCGAUGCUGGACACAUUGCCACCGAUGCAGCUGGUGCUGCCAUCGGCAUUGCUGGUGCUGCAACAAAUGUUGCUGCUGGCGUUGUUGGUGGUGCACUCAAUAUUACCAGCAACAUACUCGGUGGCAUUGCCAACCUACUUUAAAGUUAAAAAUAUAUACAAAACUAUAUAUGUACAUAACACUAUCGAAAACAAAAAAAGAUAAUAACAUACACACUUUAUAUAAACAUAAUCAGUCUAACGAUUAAAUGAUUAUUAUUGCA
This is a messenger RNA of Drosophila nasuta, 1807 nucleotides long. RefSeq lists its product as uncharacterized. The record is from RefSeq and is a predicted model, not a curated record. Lineage: Eukaryota; Metazoa; Arthropoda; Insecta; Diptera; Drosophilidae. The coding region runs from base 30 to 1688 and encodes 552 amino acids. The transcript is spliced from 3 exons.